This is a messenger RNA of Eurytemora carolleeae, 1936 nucleotides long. RefSeq names its product E3 ubiquitin-protein ligase RFWD2. Lineage: Eukaryota; Metazoa; Arthropoda; Copepoda; Calanoida; Temoridae. Gene Ontology annotation, molecular function: ubiquitin protein ligase activity; protein binding. Gene Ontology annotation, biological process: proteasome-mediated ubiquitin-dependent protein catabolic process. The record is from RefSeq and is a predicted model, not a curated record.
UAUACUUAAUAACCAGUGUUACAGAUAUAAACUGAAUAUUUUCAGAUUGUGUUUAAGCAAUUCAAAAAUGGCUGGCAUCGGAGAACAACCAAAAAAGAGAAUCAAACUUGGGCACUCGUCAAAACCCGAGGAUAAGAAUGUAAACUACAUGUGCCCAGUGUGUUUUGAGAUUCUAAACGAGCCCUACAUGACAAAGUGCGGACAUACGUUUUGUCACAGCUGUUUGGAGAAGACAAUUGAACAAUCUCCUAGGUGUCCCAAGUGUAGUUUCAGUAUAGAGUCCUUGACAGAUAUAUUUCCAAACUUCCUGCUUAACGAACUGGUUUCUGGAUAUAAACAGAGCCUAGCUGCUAAACUUAAGACUGGCCCCUCAUCUCUGAGUCUAAAUGUUGGCGGAAUCAGAGACUUUCUUGCCAAAAAUUCUGAUUCAAUGAGCUUGCCAGAGAUAGAUUUCGUGAUAUCAGUUCUACGGACUAAGAAGGAUCAGUUAGAAGCUCAUUCAUUCCUAGCUCAGCAGCAGCUUCUCAGAGAGUUCCUACAGCAUAUGAAAAGGCAGAAGGAUGAAGAACUGUUUAAAAUUCAGAAGGAGUCUGCAGUGAUCCAGGAGGAUCUGGAUAGAGUAGCACACCUACUUAGGGAGCUAGAGUCAUCCGCUACUACAGGAGGAGUACUUCAUGAUCCAGAAGGAGAUAAUUCUAAUUCGGAUGCCAGUGUAGUUCCUUCUCUUGAGUUCUCUCAGAUCGCUGGGUUCAACAUACUAGCAGAUAAGAGUGCUCUUGUGGGUGUACCUAAUGACCUUCCUGCCCGUAGACUUAGGAUGCAUCAUCAUUUUGAGGAUCUAGUCACGUGCUAUAAGAACUCCAGGAUGGAUGAACUGAGCAUUCCGGGUGCAACGUUAGAGCCUCAACCUGAUACAAGUGAUAAAUGGAACGGUUUAGAUACUUUCUCCGAUUGUCUUCAUCAUUUAACCAGAUACAGCGGAAUGAGACCAUUGAGUACGUUGAACUACACUACAGAUAUUUACAGCAAUUCUUCAAUAGUGUCAAGUAUUGAGUUUGACAAGGAUCAAGAGUUCUUCGCUAUUGCCGGGGUCACGAAACGGAUCAAGAUCUAUGAUUAUAAUGUUGUUCUUAAGGAUAUGGUUGAGAUCCAUUACCCUAGCUCGGAGAUGGUUUGCUCCUCAAAGAUAUCCUGCAUAUCAUGGAGUGCAUUCCACAAAAACACUCUAGCCUCCAGUGAUUAUGAGGGAACGGUUAGUGUUUGGGACACAGUCACAGGACAACGUACAUCUGUAUUCCAGGAGCACGAGAAGCGAUGCUGGAGUGUUGACUUUAAUCAAGUUGACACUAAACUCAUUGCCAGCGGUUCAGACGAUGCCAGGGUUAAGCUGUGGACCGUGAAUUCAGCACAUUCUGUAGCAAGCCUAGAGGCGAAGGCGAAUGUUUGCUGUGUAAAGUUUAACCCUGGUUCUCCAUACAAUCUGGCCUUUGGGUCAGCUGAUCAUUGUGUACACUACUACGAUCUCAGGUCGACGAAGAAAGCAUUAACAGUAUUGAAGGGACACAAGAAAGCUGUCAGUUACGUCAAGUUCCUCAACAACGAGGAUCUUGUAUCUGCGUCUACAGAUUCACAGUUAAAACUCUGGAAUGUUAACCAGCCCUACUAUGUCAGAUCUUUCACAGGUCACGUGAAUGAGAAGAAUUUUGUUGGUCUGGCGACGGAUGGAGAUUAUAUAACAUGCGGGUCCGAGAAUAAUGGAUUAUACGUCUAUUACAAGGGACUCUCCAAAAGUCUUUUCCAGUUUAAAUUUGAUGCAGUGAAGUCGUUCCUAGAUCGUGAUAGAAAAGAGGAAGAUGUAAAUGAGUUUGUGUCAGCUGUUUGCUGGAAACAGAAUAGUAAUGUUAUAGUCGCGGCCAAUAGUCAGGGUACAAUUAAG